Messenger RNA from Thyridium curvatum, 3012 nucleotides. RefSeq lists its product as uncharacterized. Gene Ontology annotation, molecular function: protein binding. Bases 1 to 3012 code for a protein of 1003 amino acids. The transcript is spliced from 3 exons. The record is from RefSeq and is a predicted model, not a curated record. NCBI's taxonomy places the organism in Eukaryota, Fungi, Ascomycota, Sordariomycetes, Thyridiales, Thyridiaceae.
AUGCUGGAUCAUAUUGCCAUCAUCGACAGAUGCGAGACCGCGACCCAGAAUCGUGAUCAGGCCCGUGAUGUUCACAAGGCUCUUGUAUCUGUCUACAAAGACCUUGCCGGAUUCUACCUUAGUGUUAUCCGCAUACUGAGCAAUGAAUCAGUCCAGUGUGCAAUCGGUUUGACCAUCGAGUCAUUCAAGCAGGAGAUCCCAGCGGGUAUUGCAGCUUUCGUGAAAGACACCUCGAUGCUACAAAACUGCAUUCAAGUGGCGGUACUCGGCGUCGUUGGGAAGUUGGAAGAUGCGGUGGUAGCAAGUGAAGUACGAAUGAUUCUGGGAAUUAAUAAUGACAGGCGACGAUGCAAUGAUCACGCUACAUUCCAGGCAGAGCGGGCAGACGCUGCUUGUCAGUGGAUCACGAAUGAUCUCACUUUCACUGGCUGGUUAGAUGCCGUUCCGCCAGCGUCCCCUGUUCUUGCCAUCUAUGGCGACACGGGCUGCGGGAAGAGUUACUUGACAUCGUUUUUGAUCGACUUUCUGCACGAGAAAUUAUGGGGGUUCCCAAAGACCGCGGUUUACUUCCACUACUGCAAAUCCGAGAAGGACGCCGGCACGGCGUCAGGGAUUCUAUCUGGCCUGCUCUACCAACUUCUCCAGCAGCACGUAUCUUUGAACCACCUCUUCAAGGCCUGGUACGAAAAGCAGUCCGGGGUGGUACUUUCGGUACAAGCCAUGGCCGAGUUCUUCAAAGAAAGGGUCAGAUCACUCAAGCGACGAUCCUUCAUUGUCAUUGAUGGCUUGGAUGAGUGUGAUAACGCAACAAAGGGCGACCUUGUGAAGAUACUCACUUCAAUAUGCGAAGAGACGCGAUGCUGUCGAGUCAUCGUUGUGGCUCGACCACAGGAACGACUCAAGCGGCUUCUCUGCAACGCUGCACAAGUCAAUAUCAAGCCAUCAGAAGACCGAGACCGCAUCAUCGUCGAGCACGCUGUCCGUUCACUCUCUCUGCAAGACAAAGCACGGCAGGAACUUGUUGAUGGGCUCUCCAAGGCGGCCGUCGGGAACGUCAUUUGGGUCAAAAUGAUGGUCAAGCUUGUUGAGACGCGAAACCUGACUGCCCCUGGGCCGAUCAGAAAGUUGCUACGUGCUAUUUCUUGUCCCCAAGAACUCUUGCAAGUGUACAGCGAGAUCUUCCAAGACGCUGAGAAAGGGGAUAGUGACAAUGAAGCCGUCAUCACCACGGCCCUGGAAAUCCUGGCGGUUGCUCGACGACCACUGAAGCUAUCCGAGCUCGACUUUGCCGUUGCCCUUGAUGCUGCCAAUCGGUCAGGGCCUUCACCUAGCAUCACCUCCAUAGAUGCGCUUGAAGAGUACACAGACCAAAACCGGGUCCUUGCUCUGAUUCGCCCGUUUGUCACGACAAGCAGUGUUUCUGAUGGUGGAGAUGUCGAAGUGAGACUGGUUCAUGCCUCUCUGCGCGAGGCUGUACUUCAGUAUCCACCAUCCAGCUGGGGCAGUGAUCGUCUUUCGCGAGAUGACGGCCGAGAGGCGGUUCUGGAGAGGCGGCUUCUCGCCUUGUGUGCUCAGUACCUUCUCUUCGACGAGUUUAAUGAGCUUGAUCUGUUUUCAUCGGAACAGCAAGAUGUAGACGGCCUCAAUUAUGCCCUCCCAGGGUCUGAUGUUUAUGAGGAGGGGCCCGAAGACGGUCUUGAGGGCGACGACGCAGCAGCCACUGAAACCGCCUCGGCAGACCGAUCGUUUGACCCCAGGGAUCAAGGUUUUGGAGGUUUCUUCGUUUAUGCAUCUUGCUACUGGCUUGAUCAUCUCAAGUUUUAUCGACCGACAACGGAAUCAAACCUCAGCGCGGAAGCUUUGGUAACAUUGGCAAGAGCUAACUCCAAGAGGAUGCAAAACUGGGUGGAACAAUACUGCCGACCAGAGUGCACAGUGAAGAAACGGUUCAAUUACUUCGCCGAAUCGGUCGACCCUCUCGUUCUCAUUGCAACAUUUGGUUCGGAGGAGCUGCUACGCUGGCUGCUAUCCCACUACGAUCCCCUGGACGAUGCAGCAUUCUUGCCGAAGUCCGUCCAGUACACAGUCAACUCAAUAUUCCAAGAUGGAUAUGAUCUUGGUGCUGUAGAAGUGCUGUUCCACGAUCCACACACUGGGCCCGAGUUACAAACCUUCGAUUUCUUCUACAACCUCAUCGGUUCCUGGUCAAAGGCCCGCUUCGUCAAGGAUAGAAGGAUGGCGAGCUUUGACAAAUUGUUCGACCUGAUCAAAUUUGUCUCCGACACGUUAGAAACUGACAACUGGGCAAACGAGUUGCUUUGCAUUGCGGCUGCUCAUGGGUGCUCGCCGAUGGUGGAGCGUCUCUUCCAGAUGGCCGACCCCAGACCAUCUCUGAGAGAUCAGUUACUCGAGGCUCGGGACAGGGGUACACGCCCGUUCAGACACCAGUCAAUUGGGGACGCUGUCUGGGGCGGACAGCCUCGCAUGGUCGAGUGGCUUCUGAAACAGCCGGGUAUCGACGCCCACCUGCGACAUGUUGACAAGGACGGCUGGAAUGUUUUCCACAUGAGUACACAGAAAGCGCAACCCGAGAUCUUGGAGUUAUUGAUCCCUCGCUUCAAGGAAGGAGUCCACCAGCAUGACAAGAACGGGGAGACACCACUCACCCUUCUCAUUUUCGGCAACAGGCAUCUGCGAGAGCAAGUUCUCAAGUGCGCAAAGCUUAUUAUUGAGUUAGGAGAGGUGAAUCUGCAGGAUGAAGGCUUAAGCACAAGUACCGGCCAAAGCGCCCUGAGUGAGGCCGUCAGGGCCAAGGAUUUACCCAUGGUCAAGCUCUUGGUUCAGCUUGGUAAGGCCAAUCCCAAUACUGCUCUUGUCUGGAGUGAAACCGGACAGCCAUCCUUGAGAGACCAUUGGGCAUACCAAACUCAGGAUAGCUCUUCAAGCACUGAAGAGGGCGAGAUGAUCAGAUUGCUUGUCAGCCUCGCGAAAGAUAGCUUGCCGGCACUCUGA